UGCAAGCCACUCUACCUGUACUUUUAUUUUUAAAAAAAUAACGCUCUCCAGUGUAAUUUAAUAUAACUUUGUUAUCAAUGAGUUAUAAUUAUUUAUAAAUACUGAAGAAUAAUCCGUGAUAAUUAUAAAUAAAUAUUAUUCUGUGAGCAAUUAUUACAAUGAAGUUCCGUUAUUUUAAAUUAUUUUCGAGUAUUUGUACCUGCGGGAUCAUUGCGUAUUUUUUUAUGACUUAUUUUUCAUUUAAUCAAAAUUUCGUGUUGGAAAUACCUAAAAUGAGUAAUUUUAUUCCACGGUUUUAUUUUAAAAAUAAACCGGUUAGAUUGAUAGAUUUAAAUAAUGUUCCUAAAAUACGGGAUCAAAUCAAAGAAAGUUUAAAACAUUCGCUUAAUAAUGAAUCUAGUGAACUGGCUGUUUCGAAAACGUGUAUUAUUGACAUGCGUAAAAUACCCGAAGUUGAUGUCCAGAUGUUAGAUUUGUACCGUCAGUUAGAAUUCGAUAAUCCAAAAGGUGGCGUUUGGACACAAGGUUGGAAUAUAAGUUACGACAAAGAACAAUGGAAUAAAAAAAAAAAACUUAAAGUUAUUGUUGUGCCUCACUCGCACAACGAUCCCGGAUGGAUGAAAACAUUCGAAAACUACUAUAAUGAAUCAACGCGACAUGUUUUAGAUAAUAUGGUGAUAAAAUUGUCAGAAAAUAAACUUAGAAAGUUUAUAUGGGCUGAGAUAUCAUUUUUCAAACUGUGGUGGGAUGAACAGUCGGAAGAAACCCGUGAAAAAGUGAAACGUCUAAUUGCCGAUAGGCAGUUGGAAAUAGUUUCAGGGGGGUGGGUCAUGCCAGAUGAAGCCGUCUCACACUGGAUGGCACAGUUGACUCAAUUAACAGUCGGUCAUCAAUGGUUGAAGACAAAUUUAGACUAUCAGCCCACCAGUGGUUGGGCAAUCGAUCCGUUUGGGUUAUCACCGACUAUGCCUUAUCUCCUUAAAAAUUCAGGAUUAAAAAAUGUUCUCAUUCAGCGUGUACAUUAUUCAGUAAAAAAACGUUUGGCUAGAGAUAAAAAUCUUGAAUUUAGAUGGCGGCAGUUAUGGGAUACCACUGGAUCAUCAGAAAUAUUGACACACUUGAUGCCUUUUUCUCACUACGAUAUAAGAUCUAGUUGUGGUCCAGACCCAGACGUUUGUUGUCAAUUUGAUUUUCUUCGAUUAAAGAAUGAUCAGACUAGUUGUUCCGGAAAAACGCGAGCUAAAGCUAUAACGGGAGCAAACGUUGCACAGCUUGCUGAAUUAUUAUUAGACCAAUAUCGUAAAAAAUCCGAACUAUACGAAUCAGACGUUGUCUUAGCACCACUGGGUGACGAUUUUAGCUAUAGUACAGACUUUGAAUGGGAUGCCCAGUUUAAUAAUCAUCAAAAAUUGUUUGAAUAUAUGAAUAAAAAUAAGCAAUUCAAUGUCGACAUUAAAUUUGGGACACUAACGGAUUAUUUCAACGCACUAAGUAAUGACAAAAAUAUUAACGAGCUACCAAGUUUAUCUGGUGACUUUUUUACUUACUCCGACAAAGACCAGGAUUACUGGAGCGGAUAUUAUACAUUACGACCUUUUCACAAAAGGCUCGACCGCGUUCUUAUGUGUGCAUUGCGUGGAACCGAAAUACUGUCGUCAAUCGCAUGGGCACUUGGUCAUAAGCAUUUAGUUAAAGGUAAUUUUGAGAAACGCAUUACCGAAGCAAGGGAGUGGCACUCGUUGUUCCAGCAUCACGAUGCUAUUACAGGGGUAUCUACAGACUACGUCGUUCAAGAUUAUGCUAAAAAAAUAAUCACUGCUCUCAAUGAUUCAGCUCACAUUACCCAGCAAUCAGUAGCGCAUUUAUUAAUAAAUACCGAAAGCCCCUUUUUAGAACCUGAAUCGGUUUAUUUAUCUCUAGACCAAGUUAGGUCUCACCAUACCAGUAUCGGAAAUAGGUACGUCCUAUCAUUUAACGCCAGCGAAUCAUUUAAAAGAGUUAUCAUUUAUAAUUCAUUACCCCGACGACAAAUCAGAGUUCAGACAUUAAUGACAUCAACGCCUUUUGUCAAAGUUACCAAUUAUCGCGGUAAACUAUUGCAGUGUCAAAUAUCACCCGUUUGGACUGAAUCGGCAGAACUUUCAAACAACCGUUAUGAAUUAUCAUUUGUCGUUACUAUAUCUGGUUUUGGACUCAAUACAUACCUAAUCGAUUCAGUUAAAAAUAUCAACAAUUUGCCUCCAAGUGUUCAUUUCGCUAAUAUAACUCUAUUCAACACAAUAAUUUCCCCAUCAAGUGUACCAGGAUUUAAUGAUUUCAAAAUUAUUCCUUCUGCACAAGAAUUUUCAGUUAAACAACGUCCGGAUACUUCGGCUGAUUUUUCAAAGUCUGGGUUUCUUAAAUCUUUGCGAAAUGGAGAUACAAUUACAUCAGUAAAUUUGGAAUUCGUUAAAUAUGAAACUAGGGAUAGUGACGGUCAUUUAUUUAUACCAAAUAAACCAGAUCCUGAUCCUAUUUACAUGACUAAUGAUCGUGUCAUUCGGUUGGUCACGGGUCCCAUUUUAUCGAGAGUAUUUGUAAUGCUGCCGCAUGUUAAACACACUUACACGUUGUUCAAUUCACCUGGAAGCGAUGGUCUAGGACUUCAUAUUUCCAAUCAAGUUGAUAUUACUGAGUCAAAAAAUUUUGAACUGGUUAUGCGUUUAAGCACAAACAUUUCUUCUGGUGAUGAGUUUUUCACCGAUUUAAAUGGUCUUAAUAUGAUUAAGCGCCAAAGAUUUUUAAAAUUACCUACCCAAGCUAAUUACUAUCCUCUUCCAACAGUUGGUUACAUUCAAGAUAAAAAAACACGAUUAACAAUCGUGACAGGGCAGCCGUUGGGAGCGGCAUCCAUGGCUUCUGGACAAUUUGAAAUAAUGCAAAAUCGUAGAUUCAUACAGGACUUUUUGCCUGGUCUUGGACAAGGAGUCACAGAUAAGUUAUCAACAAACCAUAUCUUUAUGCUAGUGUUAGAAAAAAAGAAAUCGUCCUGCAAUACUUUAUCAGUGAAUCACCCUGCAGGAGCGCUUUCUAUUGGUGGAUUAUUGGCGUCAGAUGAAAUUUUACAUCCUCUUAUCACUAUGCAUCCACAGCCGGCACUAGAUAUUGAUUAUAAUUAUAAAAACCAUUUUACACCUCUAAAUUUUGAUCUCCCAGUAGAUUUAUCUAUUGCUAAUCUUCGUGUUUUUCCAGUAGCUGAAAGUGCUGAUGAAGGUCUUGGUAUAGUAUUCCACCGUCAACUUAUCGAUACUUGUUGGAGUGAUGAAAUCAUUGGACGUUCAAAAUUAUCAAAUAAUGGUGAAAUAAAUAUUAGAAAAUUAUUUAGUUUCAUUAAAGACUGGACUAUUAAUGAAUCGUCGUUGACUUUCAAUAAUAUUGGGCCGUUACUGAAAUCGCAGAUUAUUAGUUUAUGCCCACAUCAACUUUCGGCGAUUUUAUUUAGAAAAAACCAUUAAAAAAUUUUAAGUUUAUCUACUAAAAAAAAAAAAAACAAUAUGUUUGUGCGAAACUGGAUAUUUUUAAAGUUUACGUCUUUUGGCGCGUUUAGUUGAGAAUAAAGUUGGGAGCUACGCGCGUAAACCAUAACGCCAAUCCCUAAUUAAAAAAAUUCAUUAAAUAGAAUUGAAAAAAAUGAAAUAUGAACUUUAUUCUUUUCAAUAACUAAAUAAUUAUUGAAUUUCUGAUUUCGUAUAAAAUUAAAAUGUAUUUAUAAUUCUGAAUUUCUCUGAAUGCAUUUCAAACAGUAAAUAAAACUAAAUUUCUGGUCUCGUCUAUAAUUUAAAAAAAUUCAAAUGAAUUCACGACCUCGGAUACUUCUCAAUUACUUCCAAUCAGUAAAUUCUACAAAAUUCAAGAGUAUUAUAAAUUAGUUUCAAUUCUUUUCAAUGAAAUUUUUUAAUCAGGGAUCAGAAACCAUGAAGUUGGCCAUCAAAGAUAAUUAAAAGUGUAUAUUUAUUUUACUUAACGAGUUAACUUAUAUACAAACUAGACGCAAAGUAUAAUCCAACAAAACACGUUGUUAUUCUUUUUAAUAAAAAAAUUUUUUUUCUUAGUUAAAAUCGAACAAAAACGAUAUGAGUAGACCAUAAUAUCACUAAGAGCUAGUUCAUAUAAUAAGAUUAAACAUCAUGAAAGAUUGCCAAAUCCUUGCGACACAGUUAGAAAUUUUGUGUUAAAUUCAACACAAAUCGUCUGUUGCAAACAGUCUACACAAAGUAUUGUGUUAAUUCAACACAUUGCGUUUGUGUUGAUCUUUAACACAAAUUUUAUGUUAAAUAAAAUUGAACACAUAAAAUCUGUUUUUUUGACAGAAAAUUUGUGUACAUUUAACAGAACAUUUGUGUAAAUUUGACACAUUUUUCGUAUUAAAAUCAACUAAUAAACAUAAGCACAUAACCUAACCAACUCAAGUAUACUGAUCUACUUAGUAGAACUUAUGUCAAUUUAGCGAACGAUUUACAUUGCCCCAGAAAAAAAAAUUUUUUUUCGGUUUUUUGAAAAAUUUCGACUGAUUCUUCCAUAAUAGACGGAAAAUAAACGAAUUUGAUGGCUAAGGAGGUAAAGUCGGAGGUAUGGGAGUAAAGUCGAAAUAAUGAUCAUUAUUUCGAGAUCAAUUAAAAAUUUUUAGGAUCGAUAAAAAUAUAUUUAAUACGUGUUGUGUUAAAAUUUCAGAGACCUAGGGUUCAUAGUUUAUUUAUAAUACGAGAUUAAUAUAGGUCAAAUAGAUAAUAUAAUCAAUAUAGAUUAAAUAUAGGUCAUUUAACAUUGUAAUGAUAUACCAGAUCUCACACCUACUCUUGUUUUAAUAAAUUUUAUGAUGAAAAAAUAAUGAGAAAGCUUUGAAAAACUCAUUGUGUAAAAAAAAAAAUUUCAAAAAUUAUUGAAAAAAAAAUCAAGUUCAGGGUACUUAAUUAUAAAAUUAAUUCAGUUUAAAAAUUCUAAAUUUCAAAAAAAUAGUCAGCCAUAGCAAAUGUGGGUUAUGUUGACGGCAUCGUUGUAAAUAGUGGCCCAAGUGGCCAAAUGUUAACUUUUUCGUAUCGAAAAAGUUAACAAAAAAAAUGUUAACAUUUAUAUUGAGAUGUAAAAAGGCAAAUUUUUAUCAACAAAUAUCACUACUAAUGUCCAGCAAAAUGUUAACUUUUUUCUGUCUCAAAAAGAUAACUUUUUGGUAACAAAUUGUUAACUAUUUAUUGACAUUUUCAUAACUUAAUGUUGACAUUUUUCAACUUUUUGUUAACAAAUCACAAUGUGUUUUUGGUUACCAAAAACAUAACAAAUUGUUAACUUUUUAUUGGUAACAAGUUGAUGGAAAAAAGUUGACUUUAAUUUAACAAAUCAGUCUUAUUUUAGUUGAUUUAAUGUUAACAAUUUUAAGGAUCAUUAGAGGUUAGGGGUAGUAUAAACCGCGGGAAAUUUGAAAAUUUACAAAUAAACAAACAUAAAUUCUAAAAAUAUUCUAUCAU
Messenger RNA from Microplitis mediator, 5501 nucleotides. RefSeq names its product alpha-mannosidase 2x-like. The record is from RefSeq and is a predicted model, not a curated record. The transcript is spliced from 4 exons. Gene Ontology annotation, biological process: N-glycan processing; protein deglycosylation; mannose metabolic process. Lineage: Eukaryota; Metazoa; Arthropoda; Insecta; Hymenoptera; Braconidae. Gene Ontology annotation, cellular component: Golgi membrane. The coding region runs from base 159 to 3494 and encodes 1111 amino acids. Gene Ontology annotation, molecular function: carbohydrate binding; alpha-mannosidase activity.